This is a messenger RNA of Didymodactylos carnosus, 2130 nucleotides long. NCBI's taxonomy places the organism in Eukaryota, Metazoa, Rotifera, Eurotatoria, Philodinida, Philodinidae. The record is from the annotation of a GenBank genome assembly.
GGCGUCGUCCAAUUAAAAUUCAUUCACAAGAAAUUAUUUCGAUUGGCAUAGCGUCCGAGAUAUCUGUGUCUGUUAAAAUAAAUAAAAAAACAAAAAUCUCAUUGUUUUAUUUUGGAAAAAACUCAUUUUGAUUGUUUAUUUUGGUAAAGACGGGGUCCUGUUCGCGGAAGAGUCGGGAUCCUGUUCGAGAAGGAGUCGGCGUCCUCUUCGCGGAAGAGUUCGUUCCGGGAUGAGGCGGGGUUCUGUUCGCGGAAGAGUCGGAAUCCUGAUCGCGAAGUUAUACGUAAAAUAACUUACUUUGAUUUCCACCGUUUGAUGACCAGAGAUCGUGUGUUAUUCUGUCCUUCUAAUAAGUAACUGAAAGAUAUGAACUGUUCAAAAACUGACCCUCGCUUUUCUCCUACACUAAUAAUUAUUGGGUUAUUUCUACAUAAGCAACAUUACAAAUUUAUCGAACCAUGACGGUAUUUAUAUCAGUAUACAUAGACAGUUAAUUUGUUAUACGCGAUUUUUCUCUCUUCGUUCUUCUUCAAAAUUAUACCGGAAAGCACAAAGAACGAUGUUUAGUCAUUUAUUGUCCAUGUUGGUUUAUAGAAUGAUAUGUCAACGAACUUUAGUUUAUGGAGACGUUUAAUUAAUAAUACAAAUCACAAUUAUGGAUCGAUAAGACUUAAUGAGCAACAAAAAUUAUCGUCAUUUUACAGAAAUAUGGAUAGAAUUCACGAUAGUCUAGGCUACAACUUAUAUAGCCUUUUGGUGUUGACUGCCGCUUGUGUUAGUGCCAGUUUAUUAGCUUUUAUCAUAAAUUGGAAAUUAACAUUAGUUAUGCUUGCAGUAUUACCGUUAUUAAUAGUGAAUUGGUUGAUAUUUGCAAAAUUAAUGGCAUUGAUAACAAUGGAUGAAUUAAAGUCAUAUUCAAAGUGUGGCGCAAUAGCACAAGAAAUAUUUAGUUCAAUCCGAACAGUUUUUGCUUAUAAUGGUUCACAAUAUGAACAACUACGCUAUACUCAGUAUUUGGAUUCAUGCAAACGUCAAACUAUAAAAAAAGGCAUUCUAUUUGGAUGUUAUAUGGGUACUUAUUCAAUGAUACUAUUUAUUACAUAUUCAACUGGUUUAUAUUUCGGUUAUCGACUCAUUUUACAAACUAAUGAUCAAAUGAAUAAAAAUGAUUUAAUUGGAGAAAUUAGUUUUGAACUACUUAGCGAUAAUUUAUCUCAAACAAAUAAUGCGAUUAAAGAAAAUAUUGGUAUAGUUGGUGAUAUUGAAUUUAAUAAUGUUCAAUUUUCAUAUCCAACAAGAAAAGACAUUAAAGCAUUAGACAAUUUAAAUUUAGUUGUUAGUCAUGGUGAAAAAGUGGCCUUGGUCGGAUCUAGUGGAGCUGGUAAGAGCAGCUGUUUUCAUUUGUUAUUACGUUUCUAUGAGCCAACAUCCGGUAUAAUUCGAAUCGAUGGUCGUCCAAUUCAAGAGUACAAUGUCACAUGGUUGAGACAACAAAUUGGUGUAGUUAGUCAAGAACCGAUCUUGUUUGGCACGACAAUCUAUGAAAAUAUUCUCUACGGUAGCAAUCAGAAGGACAAAAUAUCGAUGAGUGAAAUAGAAGAAGCAAGUAAACAAGCGAGUGCACAUGAGUUUAUCAUGAAAUUACCAAAUAAAUAUGAUACAAUGGUCGGUGAACGUGGUAUACAAUUAAGUGGGGGACAAAAACAAAGAAUCGCUAUUGCUCGAGCACUCAUCGGUAAUCCAAAAAUAUUGCUCUUCGACGAAGCAACAAGUGCAUUAGAUGAUCAUCAUGAAAAAAUUGUACAAGAAGCUAUUGAUAGAGCAUGUAGAGGACAAAUUAUUGAACGAGGUAGUCAUAAUCAGUUAAUCUUAAAUAAACAAGGUCCAUACUAUCAGAUACUUCACACACAAAAGUUACAUGAUGAAGACAAUGAGGAUGAUUUAUUAACCGUGAAGGAACCUUACGAACAAGAAAGUCAUACCAAAAAUAUUCACCGUCAUUUUAGCAAAGAAAGUAUUGAUGAUGAUAAAGAUGAAUCCGACGAAAAUGUAAAAUCGAAUAUUCCCUUGACUAUACUAGCAGCACACGAAUUAUUAACGGACAGACAGACACACUUAUCUGCGUCCUAA